This is a messenger RNA of Aspergillus ruber CBS 135680, 238 nucleotides long. RefSeq lists its product as uncharacterized. The record is from RefSeq and is a predicted model, not a curated record. The annotation marks the transcript as partial. NCBI's taxonomy places the organism in Eukaryota, Fungi, Ascomycota, Eurotiomycetes, Eurotiales, Aspergillaceae. The transcript has a single exon.
GAGCCGAUUGAUUGUCACAAUCACUAUCACCGGCGUCAUGAUUACUAUGGAGAAUUACUCUCUAGUCCCAUCUUGGAUCUACAGAACAUUCGGAGCCGUCGGAGUCAAUGCCAGCUGGGCAGCAGUAGUAUCUGGAUUAUUAUUUCCCGCAAAACCCGGACCACUACACUACUGCUUGGGCCAGGAUGAGGUCCAGGUCAGGACAAGGCCGCUUUCGGGUUUUGAAUAAUGCUGGGGA